Messenger RNA from Chelmon rostratus (copperband butterflyfish), 4968 nucleotides. RefSeq names its product stereocilin-like. Gene Ontology annotation, cellular component: stereocilium tip; kinocilium; cell surface. NCBI's taxonomy places the organism in Eukaryota, Metazoa, Chordata, Actinopteri, Chaetodontiformes, Chaetodontidae. The transcript is spliced from 28 exons. The record is from RefSeq and is a predicted model, not a curated record. Gene Ontology annotation, biological process: cell-matrix adhesion. Bases 1 to 4968 code for a protein of 1655 amino acids.
AUGAGGCAGGAUGGGCGGUCUGGGAAUGCAUCUCUGGAGGACUCGGACGAUGAUCCCGGCUCCAUGCAAAGUUUACUGCUGCAGGCGUUAUCACGUUCAGGUGGAGGAGAGCGAGGUGGCCACCUGGCACAGAAGAAUCUAGCUCUGGUGCAGGGUUUGGAUGGGCUGAGGAGGGGCCUCCUGCACAGGGUGGGUAGUUCUGUCUACGGUAACCUGAGGAAAAAAGUGUCACGAGUUACGUUGGCGCUUCUCGAUGAUGUCAGCAGCCUGGUGGACAUGCCACAGCCUAACGCUCAGGGCCGGUGCUCAGUUGGUGACCUGAGACAACUGAUCUUAUGGGGGAUAAGACACAACGUGACGUGGAACACUCAGGCUUUGGGUGUUAAGUCCCAGGGUCUCCCAAGCUCGCUCCCAUUCCUCUCCUGCCCCUCCGAUGAAGGAGAUGAACCAAGAUCACAGCUCCCACCAGCGCACUUGUCUCCAAAAGCAUCCCCUUCUUCACGAACAAACUCCAAACCAAAAAACCUUCACAAACUCUCUACCACAACUCAUCGCUCCCAGUUCAAGCAGCCACAAACAGGGAGGAAAAGAGCAAGCUACGUGCAGCAGAAAGAGAUGGAGUACUCCACCUCUAUAGAAAUCCUAGAGGCGGCGUGUAAUGAGUCCAUCCCAGGCUUGACAGGUGUCUCCAACUUCACCGUGUUCCUCUACUGUAAACUGUUCGAAGGGGAGAACGGGUCAGUGGAACCUGCGGUGGCCCAGAUGGGACUCGACCUGCACGCCACCUGCUCGGAUGCAGCUUGGUACCUGUCUGCUGCUGAGGAGGACUUCCUUUGGGUCCAUGUCUGCAGUGAGUUCUUUGCCCACGAAUUCAACAACACCGUGUGUGCCAACUCCUCUUUCUGGUUGCAGAGAGCACAUCAGGCUGCACUGACAAAAGACUUUUUUAACCUAACAAGCAUAGACGACCUGUGUGUGCAGCUCUCAGGUGAGGCGAUAGGAGGUCCAGGACUUGACGAGAACUGUCUGGCCCAGUUGGGCAGCAGGUUGCUCAGUGCCCAGGCUUUCAGACACUGCUUCCUACCCAACAACUCCGUCCUGAUCUCAGCUGUGUGCGGCAGAGAGUCCCCUGACUCGCUGCAGUCCUUGCCAGAGGGCAGCUGGGCCGCAGCGUACUGCUCCAAAAUACAAAACUUCUCCCAUGUUGACACCAUUGAGGACAGUUGUCAGUUCAGGGAUUGGGCUGCGCAUCAUUUCACCAACUUCACCCUUCUGGAGCUCUGCGGGCAGACACAUGGAUUGAGAGAGUACAUUUGUCUAAACGCCACACUGUACAAUCAGCUGUUCAGAUCAAUGCCACAGUUCACUAAUUUCUGUGAGGAUCUGCAGGCAGAGCUGGAGGGCAGGAAGUGCCUCCUGCAGAGGUUUUUUGACAUGCUCCCGGCACCGUAUGAGUUUGACACAUCACAGCUGUGUGUGGAUCCGGCUCCACUGCUGGUGGAAGUCGUGCACAAGCUGAGUGUGUGUGAGGUCGAGGGAGGGGAGCGCGAAGGGUUUUUAGUGAUGCUGGGAUAUGUGUUGCGAGUCCUGGACUUCAUGGUGGGCCUCUCUUCAGGCCUGGAUGAAGGGGAAAUAGAGGCCAGGCAAGGUUUGGGUCAGGCCAUCCUCCUCUCUAGUCUCCUGGACAACACUUCCUGGGCCACACUGCAGCCAGAGGCCUCCAUGAGCAUCCUUCAUACUGUGGGAGUCUUCCUCCGUAGGGAGCAGAACGCCACUCUCAAAGAGGAUCUGCUGAGCUGCUUCAGUCCUGUCUUGUGGGACCUCAUCCAGCGGGAUGACAACUCAUCUGCUCUCAGGGUUCUGCUGCAGGAGUACCUCCAGAUGCCAAGAGACAGCAUCCGUACUCUUGUGAUGUCUGCUGAGAAAGAUGCUGUUAAGAGAUUUCUCUCCCAUAUGCAUCAAAGCUGGGACCAGCUACAAGUAGAAACAGGACAGGCCUCUCAAAAAGAGCUGCAGGCCAUGGAAACAAUGACCGCUGCUUUCAUCAACAAGUUCCCCCGAGUGACUCCGGAACUGUUUGUGGACCUGUCUCAGUUCAUCCCCUUCAUGUCCGUCUCGGACAUCAUGAGAUUUCCAGCCUCCCUCAUAGUCAACGACAGCGUGUUGACAGCCAUCCGUGACCAUAGCUCAGGGAUGAAGUCGCUGCAGAAAAAGGCCUUUAUGAAAAGACUACUGCAGGCGAGCGUGGUGGGUGACGUCCCUACGUGGCCGCCGUACUUUCUCAGUUCCAUCCUCCCGCUCCUGCCUUACCUCCCAGUCAGUCAUUUUCAGCAACUGACAUCACAGCAGCUCACUCCUCUGGUGGAGUUUCUAGGCAACGGCAGUCUGGACGGUGUCAGGGGCCGCCAUGUGCUCCGGACCCUCUUCAGCAAGAAGAACAAUCUGACCAGUGAUAGCAUACUGAGGUUAGGAGUCCUUGCGUGUUACCUGGAUCCAGUGGACCUGCGUUCAUUUAUUCAGGACUCAGCUGUGUCUCUGGCGCUCUGGCAGCAGCUGGCUCUGUGCAUGUCCAAAGGGUUCAUAAGCGACAGCGGCAGGCUGUCCUCUUGGUUGAUACCAGCCGUUCAGAACCUGAACAUCAGCAGCAUGGCGUCCCCAGAGCUGUCUGCCCUCAGUGGCCUCUUGCCUCAGUUAGGAGCUUCCUACCUGCUAUCUCUGCCCUCACAAGAGAUCCUGGAAAUCCUCUCGCAACCAGGAUUACACAGAUAUUCCCCAGCACAGGCUUUUCAAAUAUUGUCCAAGAUUUCAAAGGACACCACUCUCACCAUGGAAAAACUGUGCAGACUGAAGCCGUUGCACCCUGGUCUCUCCCCUGCUGUGCUCAGAGACCUCCAGUGGUCUGAGAUCAGUGAAGCUGCGUACUGCCAGUGCUGGAGAACGCUGCUCACCGAGCUUAAGCCUGGCCACAGGGCCAUGCUAUACAAUGCAAUGCAGGAGGCUCUACACAGAGACCCGCAGAACAUCACUCAGCAGUUCAACUGUCUGUCGCCGUUUGUCCCUUUGAGGAAGCUGACAGAAACCUUAAAUGGAGAAGCAAUCCUGAGAGAUAUCAGCCUGCACAGAGACAUACUCUGGUCACCACAGCAGGCUCAGCUUUUGUUCAAAAAGAUCCAAGAAUUUAAAAACAUUACCAGCAAGAUGGCGGGAAGUUUGGGCCACAUUGCCAGUGGAAUGAGUUGUGACUUUUUGAGGCUUUGGAGCAACGAUACAGAUUUUGCAGAGCUGCUUCAGUUUGUUAGUGAGCUGCCUGGAGGCAUGAGACCUGCUCUGCGAAAAUGUAUCGUAGAGGAACUGAGGAAACAACCUGAACUCGACCUCAGUGCUUUGGGCUCCGGCUUUGCUGCAACAUUACCUGUGACGAUGAUAGAGAACCUCUCUAAUAUAUCCCUCAGAGCCAUUCUGGACCACAUUCAAGCACACUUUGCUGACUUCCUCAGGCUGCCGCAUUACAAGCAGACGAAUUUAGCAGAGAAAGCUGUUACUGAGCUGGGCUCUUCUCAGGCUGAGGGGGCGAUUGAUGGCACCACUCUGGACAUCCUGGGGCCUCUACUGCCUUUCUUGGACCGGGACAGUUUGGCUCUGGUGGACAGAGGGGCUCUGGCUCUGCGGCUGGAGGAGAUGCGGAGUUUCUGCCUUCCUAAAGAGGCUCUGAGAGACAUCGGGGCCCUGCUCACUCAGAAAGACCUGCUCGGGGAGCCGUCCAAAUGGCAAGUCGAGGAUGUGGAACAUUUGGGCAGACUGGUGUUCUCUCUCUCAACAAAGCAGAUUAACGCCAUCCCGCUGGCGGUGUUGAAUAAAGACACAGUGGAGCAGGUGCUGGUGGGUCAGAGUCGCUGGGAGGACAGUGUGGUGGGUGGGGUCUGCGCUACUUGGUGUAUGGAUCAGCAUCGUCAGAAACAGCAGACUCAGGGUCUCAUUCGAGGGAUAGUCAGAGCACGGAGCAGGAGGGCAAAAGUGCCAGUUCCGAGCUGUGCAGACAUCAGAGGGACCUUUCCUUCGGCUUGGAUGUCCACUCAGCUCAGCCGUAUGUCACAGGAGGAUCUGAAACAGUGUGUUGAGGUUCUUGCUCAGGACGCUUCAAUGAGUUCUGAGCAGCGCCGGGCAUUGUGGCUGAAACUCAGGCAGUCCUUCAGUCCGGUGAGAGAGCUGAGAGCAGACCAGGUGCUGGCUCUGGGCUCAGUGGUGACUGAGAUGGGAGACAGAGAGCUUUACGACACCAGUCUCACUGAUCUGGGUGUGCUGGCGCAUGUGGGGAUGCUGACAGGCUGGAGCCCUAAAAAGAUGAGAGCAGUGAUUUCAGGUGUGAUGCGGAAGCUCAAACUAAGAGUGGAGCAGUUAACGGCUGUUGAUCUGGCAACAUUUGGCCAUCUCAUCUGUGGUCUGUCUCCCUCAGAGAUCAAAAGACUGAGCCCGUACAACCUCAGUAUGGCUGUUCUGUUUCUGCGGGAGGCGUCCCUGCCUUGCACGGAACAGCAGAUGGAGACACUGACAAGUUGUUUGUCCAGACCUGAGGCCUUCGGUCCAGUCAGCGCUUGGGGACCAGAAGUUUUUACUGAAAUUGGGACGUUGGCAGUGGGUCUGGAGGAUAUGGUGCUGUCAGCUCUGGUACAAGAACAAGUGGAGGGAAUCACCCCUGAGGCCAUCGCCCUGAUGACACCAAAGAAGAUGGCAGUGGUGUUCAGCGCCGUUCAGUUGUCGUGGCUGAGUGUGGAGCAGGCGUGGGCUGUCACCGAUGAACAGUGGGCAGAGCUGGACACCGAGCAGAGGCACGCUGUCGGACUGGCUCGAUACGAAGGAGACGUGCUGCUGGAGCUGAGAGGGAGAAACUGGGCUCCAGCGGCCCUGAACGCAGACAGCUCCACGGUGCGUUCGCUGGCUCUGUGCCUCUUGUUAUGGCAACUAAUUUAA